Copidosoma floridanum is the source of this 811-nucleotide messenger RNA. RefSeq names its product peptidyl-tRNA hydrolase 2, mitochondrial. Gene Ontology annotation, cellular component: cytosol. NCBI's taxonomy places the organism in Eukaryota, Metazoa, Arthropoda, Insecta, Hymenoptera, Encyrtidae. The record is from RefSeq and is a predicted model, not a curated record. Gene Ontology annotation, molecular function: peptidyl-tRNA hydrolase activity.
GGAAAGCUGCACGCGGUAGGUUAAUGCAGCAGGUAACUCGCUUGUGAAACUCAAAACAAUAAAGAAAUUUGUUUGUUUAAUUGGUUGUUUACGAAAAUAGUUAAAGUGAUGGAUAGUUUAUUAGAGUUACUUUUUGAUUUGAUGAAAUCACCACCAAUCACCAUAUCUUUGACGUUACUUUUUGGUUAUGGACUACACAAAGCUUUUAAAAGGAAAGAAAAUGCAAGUCAACCAGAAAAGCGAGCCAAGGAAAAGAGUGAUUCAGGAUCAGAAUCAUCCUCUAGUUUGAGUGAUGAUGGUAGUAGCGCUGGCGAUUACUGUAAAUUAGUGUUAAUUGUUAGGAAUGACUUAAAAAUGGGAAAAGGCAAAGUGGCUGCUCAGUGUGCACAUGCAGCAGUUGCAGCUUACAAGCAAGCUACAAAACAUCCAAGUAUACUAAAGGCAUGGCAAAACUGUGGUCAAACUAAAAUUGCACUCAAGUGCGACAACGAGACUGAAAUGUUGAGUUUGUACGAAGCUGCAAAGGCAAUAGGCCUUUUAUCAUACGUUGUUCGCGAUGCUGGUCAAACUCAAGUGGCGCCUGGUAGUUUGACUGUAUGCAGUGUUGGUCCAGGUCCAUGUGAAACCAUUGAUGAGAUAACUGGACACUUGAAGCUGUAUUAAAUAUUUUCAAUUAUUUACUCUUUAAGGUCAUUUGUCUUAUUUAGCAUUUUUCAAAUCUCAUUUUAUAAAUAAUUUAAUUAAAUGAAACUGAAAAUUCAACCCACUUGGUACAUGAAAAUACUCUGGGAAAUAUAUUUAAUUAACGAUA